UGGACCAAUUUGGUGUUGUGAUUCUGAUUAUCUAAUCAUAUGAUGAGUAAUGAGUGAUAAAUACAAAAUUAUGAUUCAUUUUCUAUGCUCCGCUGUUGAGAUUACUUACGUUUACUUGCGUAAAAGCUACUCUACUUUUAGUUUUUCGUCAAUUAAUUCCCAAUUUUCAUAGCCUUAAUCUGUAACCAAGUGUGCAGUUGUAAUCCAGUAAUCGCGAAUCAUGCAAAAAUUACAACUUAUUAAUCCAGUAAUCCCUCUGGUGGAAUCAUUACCUGGAGGUUUAGCUGUCGGGGACCAACUAACGGUAAUUGGAAAUACGCAUUUGAACGCCAACAGAUUUUCCUUGAACUUGCAAUGUGGUCCCAGUGUUUCACCUCGGGCUGAUGUAGCAUUGCACAUGACACCGGAUUUCAGUCGAAAUGUCAUCAUUCGUAAUUCGAUCCAGAACUACGUUUGGGGUGUUGAAGAAUCGAUGGGAGGUAUGCCGUUAGCUCGAGCUCGACCGUUUCAAAUCGACAUCACUUGCGAAGCUUCCAGAUUUGUUAUCGUAUUCGACCAUCAAAGCGUAUUCUACAUGAGCCACCGAAUGCCGAGUAAUCGUAUUACGCAUCUUGCGGUAGACGGAGAAGUUAUGCUGAACGAAAUACGUCUUUCUGCGUCUCCGUCGUCGAUGCCCUACGCUGGUGCACCGCCACCUUACGCCGCAGCGCCCCCAUAUCCUGGUACAGCUCCUCCGUAUCCCGGUGCUCCUCCUGCGUAUGGUUCAAUGCCUGGGGUGCCCUAUCCCACGCAGCCUGGUUCCGUGCCUUAUGCUCAAGGUGUUCAUGGAGGGCCUUACGUUCAACCGAAUCAGAACAAAGGUCCUCUUGGAAAUUUGUUAGGAGCUGGUGUAGGCGCUGGCGUUGUUGGUGCUGCUUUGAGCGCUAGAUCUGUGAAACCCAAAAAGAUUAUGAAACAUCAGAAGAAAAUGGCGAAAAAAGCCUUGAAAUAUGGCGUUCCUAUUGCUGGAGCUGGGGUUGGAGCUUACGCUUUAGGUAAAGCUAUGGGCCAUGGUCAUCAUCAUCAUCACCACUUCGGCAGAAAGAGCAGCAGUAGUAGUAGCAGUAGUAGCAGUAGCAGUAGUAGUAGUGACUAAUUCUCAGGAUUUUUAUGUAUUAAAUUUAAUUCGAAGUUUUGUAAUUCAUUGUAAUACAAAUCGUACCAAAUAAUUUUAAUUUAAAAUACUGUUACGUUUACGUGGAAAAAAGCCUUCCUGUUAGUCUAAGAGACUGAUGUAGAUGUUUGAUCGAUUGAAUCAAAUAUCAUGUACUUAUAAAUUGUAAAUAUUUUAUGUAAUUUUAAUAAUGGUUCAAGUUUAAAUUCCAACAGAAUUAUUUUUUAACUGUUUAAACUUCUACGUAUUACCAUAAAUUAGUUGAUAAGAACUUAUUGUUUUCUUUUUUACGUAUCGUGGAUGUUAUAUGUUUCGUUAUUAAUUUGAAAAGAGAACAUGGAGUCUAAGCCAUAGCAUUUUUAUUUGUUGUCUAAAAUGGUGUGAUGCGAAGUUGAAUGGUCCUAUUAGUAUUAGAGGAAAAAUCAAGAAAAUACGUAGCGCCAGAACUGAGACAGAAUUAAUAGGUCUAAAGCAAUAUAUUAUAGGUAAAUGAUACAAAUUGAUACAUUUUUGAAAUAGCGUUAAUUACGUAACCACAUGCAAGACUCAUAGUCUGUUCCAUAAUGUUUAUAGGUUGUUACGCAUAUGCAACAACACAUUUUAAAUAUUUACAAAAAGUACAAAAACCCAAAUUAAAAUUUUAGGUACCCUGUACCUGUCAAUUGCGAUUUUCGCGGAAAUUCUCAAGUGAGCUGACUAAUUUUGGUAAAAACAAAUUUCUCCUAAAUUGAGUUUUUCUAUUAAGUAAAAGAAAUAAUGGCAAUAUUUUCUAAAGAAUUCGCACUUGCCAAGUUUACAUUAUUUCAAGAGAAAAAAUGUUGCCAUUUUCAGAUUCAAAAAUGGACAGAUGAUGUAUAUUACAUUCGUAUAGCAUACAUCAGUGUCCAUUCAACUGAUUUUGCUAAAAUUUCAUUCAAGGCAUAGGUAUUAGGUAUACACACCGGCAGAUGUUCAAUUUUCAUAGCAUCUGUAAUUCGUUUCUAAAAUGACAUAAGUAUGCACAUUUUAUGACAAAUAGAAAGACGUGAUUUCAGAUUUCCGCAACAUAGUCGACGUACAAUUCUUUCGUGCCGUGAACUCUGGUGACUAUCGUCGAAUUUCAAAAGUGUUGAAAGAAUAACGAUCUAUUGGCUCAGCAUCAGAGAAAACAGUUUUGAUGAUCUUACUCUUCGGACUUCCUUCCUCUUGCAACCAUUUCUUCCUAUUGAUUAAUUCCGCUAUUGAACUUUAUAAGAGCUAAAUGUUUUCUAAAAAUACACACAUACUUACAUCACUUGGACUUUAUCGACUUCUCCUUCGAGAACUCCCUUUACUGUAUUCGUUGAUGUAUUCCUGCACCAACCUUUCAAAUCAAGUUCUAGGCAUUUUUUCUGGGUGAACUUUAUACAAUGAAAACACGUUAAUUUGAGAAACUCAUUCCGAUUAUUAUGGCACUAAAAACUACUUACUUUUCGGAAAAAUACUCCUGAAAAAAAAUAAAAAUUCGAGCGCGCGAAUUGUAAUAAUAAUAUUACAAAAUAAUAGCGGAUUUUCUCUUAUCGAACUACUCUUUAAAUAUAGGCGACUGUCGCUCUACCUUGAACCGUUCCAAAUACUUCAAAUUCUACUCUCACGAGUUUGGUGGACAUGGUUAUCGUAAAAAAUUUGAUAUUUGAUCUUGAAUCUUGAUGAACUGGAAAAAAUUUAUAUUCAAUUUUUACUUCAAGUUAUAAUAAUCCUAAGAAUGUGGAUAUGAGGGAUGUUCAUUUCAUUAAAAAUUUUGGCUGUUCGCACUUACUUCGUUAAUGUAUAGUUGUUAGUAAAUUAGUACCUCUACCUCUACCUUAAAUACAGGUAGGUACAGGAUCACCUCGGCAACCAAAAAAUUAUUAUCAAUGAUUUUAGCUCUAUAAACUCCAGGUCUAAACCGGUCGGUACUGACUGAUACAAGGGGAUCUUUGAGGACUUGAGGAGUGAGGACGAUUGGAGGACUAGGAGGACUUUGAGUUUGGGGCUUAUCUGCAGCCAAUAAGCGAUCGAAUAUUAGAUUUUCAUCGACUGUAAUUAACACAAGUUUCAUUCAGAAUGAGAGAACCAAAAGAGAGCCCAUGGAAAUUCAGCGAACCAUUGUCCUUCCGUAAGUGGCUGAGGAAAACUAUGACACCAAUGGGUUACGAUAAGGCGCUGAAAAGGAAAGAACGACUCGCCGUCGUAUAUUUCUUUGCCAGUUUGUUUGGCCUGAAUCUGUGUGCGAGGGAGAUUUGGAACUCCCGUAAAGAUGCGCCGGGUGUUGAAGCGGAACAUCCUGGUUUGCAACAGUAUUUGGCUGCAACGCCGGUAGAAGAUGUACCUGACAGGAAAGCUUAUAUUCUUAGCUAUGAAAACUUUAAAUUUAAGAAAAUGGAAGUUAUCGAUGUAGAUGAAUUUGAAAAAAGACGCCGCGAAGGAUCCGACAAAUGAUAUGAUUUGGAAGUAGUACGAUUUGAAAUGUAUAUACGUUGAACGAUGUCGAGAAUUGUAACCAUUAAAUUAAAAUUAAUUAUUGAUUUUUA
Messenger RNA from Planococcus citri (citrus mealybug), 3684 nucleotides. RefSeq names its product galectin-4-like. Gene Ontology annotation, molecular function: carbohydrate binding. Bases 221 to 1135 code for a protein of 304 amino acids. Lineage: Eukaryota; Metazoa; Arthropoda; Insecta; Hemiptera; Pseudococcidae. The transcript has 8 exons. The record is from RefSeq and is a predicted model, not a curated record.